AUGAAUCAUUCAGCUAUCCAGCGCAAAGCGAUUAUUAAUUCACCACUCCCACUCCGUACGUUACAGUCCGAGUCGGUUCAACUAAAUACUGGCCGGCUUCCACCGGUUACUCCUUAUAGAAGAGUUGACGGCACGAUUCGCCUCACAGAUACUUUGCUGCCGCCUUAUUCGCCAAUUAGUGAGAGGUCUGGCUCUUCAUUUUCCCAGGAAUCUACCGCGGAGCUGUGGGAAGACGUUUCGACUUCUACAGAGCCGUGGGAGAACGUUUCGAUUAGGUCUUCACCCCCUCAGACACCAGAGUCAAAGCACGAGCACGAUGACAUUCCUCGGUCUAACUUAGCGCCCCCUCGUGUAGACUUUCUCAAGCGUAAAUGUGACAACCUAGAUGAGAGCUCGAAGAAGGUCAAGCUCCAACCAGUCACACUCCCUAGUGUUUACCAUAUACUACCAGCCAAGGAGCGUGAAAGUCGUCGGCCCACUUCCCAUCACAGACACCGGAGAGUAUUGCAGACACCAAGUUCCAGCCCGGAGCCCGAAAAUGAGUACUCUCUCUCAUCACAGCCAAAGUCUCCAGCGCCAGAAGACCCCAUCGUCAAGUGGCUUAACCUCAGAAGGAAGGAAUCCAAUGGCUGUCAAGAACUCCUUUCGCAGCCCCGGGACUCAAGGGGGAAUUAUUUGAAUAUUUCCUUGAAUAUUUCCUUGAAAUUAUGCGAUCCGCAACCAGUAUUCUAUCGGGAGAAGCAGCAGUACACUUCGCAGUCCCGCGGCUAUUAUCAUCGACCCCGACCACAGCCCUCACCAUCUGAAGAAGAUCCUAAGGAAGACUGCAACAAGAAGAGUCCUCACAACAACCUCAAGUACACAACAGAAGAGGCCGAUUUUAUUCGAUUUAAUAAAUACGAGAUGAAGUUCUCGUGGGAGGAGAGCAAGCGCCUCUUUAGGAAGAAAUUUAUUAUGCCGCCUGGAAAAGAACGCUCAACCCAAGGCAUCCAAGGCAUUCACUACAGAGACAACCUGCAUCUUCCUCAUCUCGUAGAUAAGGGAAGAAGACUCGUGUUUCUACCCGAGGGACACGUAGAGGCAGUGGCUGCUAAGGUCCGAGCACAAAGGGAAGACAAGCCGUACUUCAGCCUGACCUACCUAUAUCCCGAGCGAGCCAUUCUCUACGACUGGGUGCCAUACAAGGUGAAAAUCGUGGCAGCCGAACUUGCUAAAGAGCGCGCUGCACAGAAGGAACAGGCACGACGUGAAGCGAUCCAAACGGGCAGAUGGAAGGAGAAGUUGGUGAACGGCCACUGCGCUUGCUGCUACAAGCCAGACGGCGACAGGGAGAUCCCAAAGCGCUCCUCCCCGCGCGAGCCCUCCCCAGAAGAGAGCAGAUUCGCCAUGCCCCCAAAGCUCGCAGACAACCCUCUUAAGAUUUCGCAUAUCGUCAAGACUGAGGAUGGUCUCUACGUGAAUGCUGGCUUCGGCGCCAACCACAGGUGA
Daldinia decipiens is the source of this 1488-nucleotide messenger RNA. RefSeq lists its product as uncharacterized. Lineage: Eukaryota; Fungi; Ascomycota; Sordariomycetes; Xylariales; Hypoxylaceae. The coding region runs from base 1 to 1488 and encodes 495 amino acids. The transcript is spliced from 2 exons. The record is from RefSeq and is a predicted model, not a curated record.